GGGACGUCCCACUGGAAAUGUCUUUUGUGUGAAGUGGUGAGGAGGUUAGAUCGUCCCCGGGCCCCGCACACUGCUGACUUCUUCUCUGGUGUUCUGCUGCUCUCUGCAAAGCUAAAGACUUUGAAAAUGAGGGUGUGGAUUGUCUUCGUCCUCUGCCUGGCUGGCCACGCCAUGGCUGCUCCUGCUGAGGAGGAGGCCAUCGUGGAAGAGCUGGUAACUGAGGAGCCAGUUGUUGAGGAGCCCGAGGUGGGGGCCAACCCGGUGCAGAUUGAGGUUGGAGAGUUUGACGAGGCCAUUGAGAUUGUUGAAGAUGCCGUUGCUGAGAAUCCCUGCCUGAACCACCACUGCAAGAAGGGCAAAGUGUGUGAGGUGGACGAGGACAACAUCCCCAUGUGUGUGUGCCAGGACCCCUCCACCUGCCCCCCUGCAGAGGGAGAGUUCGAGCACGUUUGUGGCACCGAUAACAAGACCUACGACUCCUCUUGCCACUUCUUUGCCACCAAGUGCACGCUGGAGGGAACCAAGAAGGGCCACAAGCUGCACCUCGACUACGUCGGAUCCUGCAAAUUCAUCGAGCCCUGCAUGGACACCGAGCUGAACGAGUUCCCUCUGCGCAUGAGGGACUGGCUGAAGAACGUCCUGGUGACUCUGUACGAGCGCGACGAAGACAACAACCUGCUGACCGAGAAGCAGAAGCUCAGGGUGAAGAAGAUCUACGAGAACGAGAAGAGGCUGCAGGCCGGCGUUCACUCUCUGGACCUGCUGGCCCACGACUUCCAGAAGAACUACAACAUGUACAUCUUCCCCGUCCACUGGCAGUUCGGCCAGCUCGACCAGCACCCCGGCGACGGAUAUCUGACCCACACGGAGCUCUCUCCCCUGCGCGCCCCCCUCAUCCCCAUGGAGCACUGCACCACCCGCUUCUUCGAGCAGUGCGACGCCGACGACGACAAAUACAUCGCCCUGGAGGAGUGGGCCGCCUGCUUCGGCAUCAAGGAGCAGGACGUGGACAAAGACCUCAUCAUCUGAGCUCCUGCUCGAUGCUAACGGGACGAGGCGCUGAUCCCUAAGUUAACAACAGAAAACUAUCACAGUAACGGUGCUAAUUGCAAAUGUUUGGUUUUUUUUAUAUUUUGUUUGAUUAACGACCUUUCCUACCUUAUACCACUAAAACAGAUUACAGAGGAGAAAGUGCACAGUCUGUACUAACCGUCACAUGUAUUGAAGAAAAUACCCAGUAAAGGAAACUAAAAACCUCUGAUGUAAAUGUUUAUAUGCCACAGUUAGUUCAGGACCUUAAUUGGACAUCAGUUUUACUGAGGAGACAAAACUGUAAAGUCAAAAAUAAAGUUUCUAAAUAAA
Molecule: messenger RNA, 1362 nt
Organism: Scatophagus argus
Lineage: Eukaryota; Metazoa; Chordata; Actinopteri; Scatophagidae
Gene: sparc
Product: secreted protein, acidic, cysteine-rich (osteonectin)
Exons: 10
Coding region: 127-1029 (300 amino acids)
Biological process (GO): anatomical structure development
Molecular function (GO): collagen binding; extracellular matrix binding; calcium ion binding
Source: RefSeq, a predicted model, not a curated record